Messenger RNA from Fusarium vanettenii 77-13-4, 930 nucleotides. RefSeq lists its product as uncharacterized. The transcript has 8 exons. Bases 1 to 930 code for a protein of 309 amino acids. NCBI's taxonomy places the organism in Eukaryota, Fungi, Ascomycota, Sordariomycetes, Hypocreales, Nectriaceae. The record is from RefSeq and is a predicted model, not a curated record.
AUGCCUGUCUUUGAAGAUAGACCGUCGUUCCUCUACGAGAUUUGGGCUCUUUAUGGUGUUGGGACGGCCAUUCUCCUUACUCGAUUCGCCGUGCGGUUCAAGACGGUCGGAUGGCAUUACCUGGGAACAAACCUCGAAGCGAGCUUCUACGCAAAAACCCACAAUUGUGUCAAGGGUUCAAAGCUGGAAUUUGUCGCCUGGUAUUCCUACACUGCUCUCAUCUGGUCGCUCAAGGGAACCAUGCUCUUCUUCUUUUCUCGAAUCACCAUCGGAACUUGGCAUAGUAUUCUUGUCAAGACGGCAUCCGUCUGUUGCGCCGUCUCCUACUUGGCCGUUUUCUUUACGGUCACGUUUGGAUGCUUUCCAACACGCAAGAACUGGCAGGUUGUUCCUGACCCCGGAGAAUCUAACUAUGGUCAGGACCGACUCUAUGAUUCUGGAAAACUCGUCAUUGGUCUCCUUCUAUCCUCCGGUCUCUUCGUCAUCUCCGCCGCCAUCAUCCGUGCAACCCUGACACUCUCAGCCCACCCAUCCGCACUGGCUGUGAACGAAUGGGGCGUCCGCGAAACACUCGUCGGCAUCAUCACUGUCAACAUUCCCAUCCUACGACCCAUGUUCAAGCGCUCAUUCUGGUCUUGGCAAAACAACACAAACAUCAGUUCCUCCUUCCGAACAACGACAGGAGCUGGCAAGUCGACAGACAUCACAGGGCCGUACGAACUCACGCCGAGUAUCGCCGAGGGAUCUAAGCCAAGCGACCGCGGAAGUCAAGAAUCCAUCUUCAAAAAGGAUAGUGUUAGAAUGGCGGCGGUUGUGGUCAAGACGACCUACGAUGUCACUCAUGGAACAGCCAUUGAUGAGGAUGAAUCGUGGUAUGGCGAACGAAGAGGGCAAACACAGGCAUCAGUACAGGUGGAAUCGCGCGUUUGA